Sinocyclocheilus grahami is the source of this 1816-nucleotide messenger RNA. Its product is annotated as R-spondin-2-like. Bases 624 to 1370 code for a protein of 248 amino acids. NCBI's taxonomy places the organism in Eukaryota, Metazoa, Chordata, Actinopteri, Cypriniformes, Cyprinidae. The record is from RefSeq and is a predicted model, not a curated record. The transcript is spliced from 5 exons.
CAUGCACAUCAAGGGUUUAUUCUAGAGCUUGUGCAGACUAUUGCGUCCAUGUGUUUUCUCACUCAGUCUAGGGGACGAAGGGACUAAACUUUUCCUGCGAGAGGGAUGCUGGAUGUUCCAAGUCCACUUUGGCAGUCGGAAGAAACUCGAUGAAUAGGCAAAGUUUCUCUUUUUUGGACUGGACCCGCGCAGGUAUAUUUCUUUCGCUCCUCGCAUCGACUUUUGAGGGCAUCCACCGCGUCCCGUGCGCUUUUGGAGAUCCGCUGAUUCAAGUUCUUUUGAAUGAAAUAGUUCGCUCGCAAACCACGUUGAUCCAUCACGCUGUAUUUGUUACUCAAAGAACCUCAAGUUAAAAGCGUUCUCUCUCUUUACAGACAAUAACGCGACACUUUUUAGAGUAUAAAAAGCGCGUUUCGCGCUCUAAAAUGACAUUAACCGGUGGUGAAAGAUGGUGUUUUCUCUACCCCUCUAAUGUGUGACACAACUGAGUCCGGACUCCUCAACUUCCCGCUCCUCUGUGGAGAAAUAUACAUAUUGAAACCUCAUAUACAGACCUUGCAGGUUCGCGGCGAGUACCUUUGACGCUUUCUUCCGCGAGUCGGGACAAUCCUACAGCCGCCCAGAUGCAGUUUCGUCUGUUCUCAUUUGCGCUGAUCGUGUUGAACUGUGUGGACUACAGCCACUGUCAGACGCAGCAGUCUCACCGCUGGAGAAGAAGCAAAAGAGCUACCUAUGGAGCUUAUCCCAUCUGUAAAGGCUGCUCGGUGUGUUCCAAGGACAACGGGUGUAUGAACUGCCAACCCAAGCUCUUCCUGUUCCUGAGGAGGGAGAGGAUGAGGCAGUAUGGCGAGUGUCUCCAUGCCUGUCCGUCAGGCUACUAUGGUGUGCGUGGGACAGAGAUCAACAUGUGCUCCAGGUGUAGGAUAGAUAACUGUGAGGCCUGCUUCAGCAAAGACUUCUGCACAAAGUGCAAGCCUGGUUUUUACUUGCACAAGGGCCGUUGCUUCGAAAAGUGUCCAGAGGGCUUUGCUCCUCUGGAGGACAGCAUGGAGUGUGGAGAGGGUUGUGAGGUGGGCCAGUGGAGUGAGUGGGGGACCUGCACCAGAAGAAACAAAACCUGUGGUUUCAAGUGGGGUCUGGAAACCCGAACACGGCAUAUUGUGAAGAAGCCACCAAAGGAUACGAUACCAUGUCCGACCAUCGCCGAGUCCAGGAGAUGCAAAAUGGCUAUGCGACAUUGCAGAAAAGGCGGUUCGGGGAAGGGCCACCGGACCAAAGACCAGAAGAAGAAGUCCAACAAGCAGAGGCUGCGCUUCCGGGCUCAGAACCAACACAGCGACCACCUCGCCUCUCUUCGAGCAAGCCAGUAAAAAAAAGAGAGAGAGAGAGAGAGAGAGACUUUUCGAUGGAACAAAGACCACAAAGCUGCUAACCCAUGCUCCAAACACACCUAACCUGAUGAAAACACACUACGCAUCCAAACGGUAUUAUUCACACUCAUGUGGUCACGCUGUGUUUCUCUGUGCCUCCUGCUGCUUCACAUAGCCCCCGACCCGUGACCCCACUGUGAUAUCAUGGAACACUAUAGCAGCUGUUCAUAUAGCUCAUAUCUCGUCCUAUCUGAGGAGGAAGAAGAGAGAGACUGAGCUGGAAGCACCGAAAAGCUUGGGCCUGGAGACCUGGAGGAGUAGAACAAGCACAGAGUGGCGAAAGGAGCAGAAGGGAUUAGAAACGUGAUUGACUGAUAAUGAUGCCCUGAAAAACAAGAGAGAGACUUAUCUGUAUUUAUGUACAAUUUACACCAUCCCCUCCCCUA